CAUUGUAGGUAACGUAUUUGGUUUCAAAGCCCUACGUGCUCUACGUUUGGAGGAUCUACGAAUUCCCCCUACUUAUUCAAAAACUUUCCAAGGCCUGCCUCAUGGUAUCCAAGUUGAAAGAGAUAAGUUGAACAAGUAUGGUCGUCCUUUAUUGGGAUGUACUAUUAAACCAAAAUUGGGAUUAUCCGCAAAAAAUUAUGGUAGAGCGUGUUAUGAGUGUCUACGUGGUGGACUUGAUUUUACCAAAGAUGAUGAAAACGUAAACUCACAACCAUUUAUGCGCUGGAGAGACCGUUUUGUCUUUUGUGCCGAAGCUACUUAUAAAUCACAGGCCGAAACCGGUGAAAUCAAGGGGCAUUACUUGAAUGCGACUGCGGGUACAUGUGAAGAAAUGAUUAAGAGAGCUGUAUUUGCAAGAGAAUUAGGGGUUCCUAUUGUAAUGCAUGACUACUUAACCGGGGGAUUCACCGCAAAUACUACUUUGGCUCAUUAUUGCCGCGACAAUGGCCUACUUCUUCACAUUCACCGUGCAAUGCAUGCAGUUAUUGAUAGACAGAAAAAUCAUGGUAUGCAUUUCCGUGUAUUAGCUAAAGCAUUGCGUAUGUCUGGGGGAGAUCAUAUCCACUCCGAUACAGUAGUAGGUAAGUUAGAAGGGGAACGCGAAAUGACUUUAGGUUUUGUUGAUUUAUUGCGCGAUGAUUUUAUUGAAAAAGAUCGUGCUCGUGGUAUCUUUUUCACUCAGGACUGGGUAUCCAUGCCAGGUGUUAUACCGGUAGCUUCAGGUGGUAUUCAUGUUUGGCAUAUGCCAGCUCUGACCGAAAUCUUUGGGGA
Messenger RNA from Triticum aestivum (bread wheat), 831 nucleotides. Its product is annotated as ribulose bisphosphate carboxylase large chain. Lineage: Eukaryota; Viridiplantae; Streptophyta; Magnoliopsida; Poales; Poaceae. Gene Ontology annotation, biological process: carbon fixation. The record is from RefSeq and is a predicted model, not a curated record. Gene Ontology annotation, molecular function: ribulose-bisphosphate carboxylase activity; magnesium ion binding.